UUGAGCGCAAGUAUUACAUUAAUUUAGAUAUUUUUGAGACUUUUUUGAAUAAAAGUAAUUACAAAUGGAAGAAGAGGAAGAAAUUGCAGUGGCAAAAAAGAAAUCAGAAGCGCCUCCACCCCGUCGCAAGCCCAAGAAGAUAGUUAUACCGCGUCGAGCGCCCUCUGUGAUAGUUCCUGGACGACCAAUCAUAUUCCCUUCUGCCGAUAGAAGUACUUGUGCCGAGUGUCCUUGCUACCCGAAAGAGGAUCCUUAUGUCAAACCCAAGAAGCUCAUAGCCUGUCUCAAAUCGCCACCAACGUUGUAUGAGUUGGCAGCAGCUGUGGUAGACACCUUGAGGUUUCCUGAAGCCUUCAAUUGGAGUGUGGAAGAAGUGGCUGAUUGGAUGGAGGACACUGUUGGACUGCCUCAGUAUAGGGAAUGUAUACUGAAUAACCACAUCAACGGACUAAGGUUACUCAUGCUGGAAGACCCUUCGCAUCUGCCAGAGAUCAACAUACAUGACUUCUAUCAUAUCAAGAGGAUAACCAAGCAAGUAAGAGCAGAAUUCGGCACGGAUUUCGUACGGUUCGCCAGGAGUGUCGGUUUACCACCACGGAAACCGCUCACGCAUUGCACAUGGUUCAAUUCCCGGACGGGACCCACUUGGGGGAUCAGGCAGAAUUGGAGCAGAUGCGACGUUCUUCGAUGGAUGAAGAUCAUUUUGCCAGAGCCGGUGUACUUGGACCACUGGGAUUUGGUCUGGUACCACAAGCCGGAUUUCCCGAAGCUCAUGUUCGCUAGAGUAAAGAAACAGAAGUCGGACGUCCACAUUCCUCACUACAAGAAGAUGGAAGAGGUUUGCAAGGAGUAUCAGAUUCCCCGAAAAUUCCGCUUCCAAACCGGAAUACCAGAAUCAGCCCAGAUGAUCUGGAUGGAGCACCGCCCAGGGUCCCCAAUGAAGAAGAUAAAAGAGAAAAAGCCGAAGAAAAAGAAAGAACCGACGAAGAAAAAGAAGGUUACGGUCCCUAAGGAGACAAGGCUGGUCCCGAAGAGGAUCAGUCUGACUGGGUUGAAAGGGAAGGACUUGGUUCUGGCUAGGAGGAAGAUGCCUGUCCCUAAGUUCUUGACCUAGAUUUCAGUCUACGGCGCUUGUCAGUCUUGGCAAAAAUUGUCUUCUAUUCUUAACUCUUGAGUCACCUCACAA
This is a messenger RNA of Ostrinia furnacalis (Asian corn borer), 1186 nucleotides long. RefSeq lists its product as uncharacterized. The transcript has 8 exons. The record is from RefSeq and is a predicted model, not a curated record. NCBI's taxonomy places the organism in Eukaryota, Metazoa, Arthropoda, Insecta, Lepidoptera, Crambidae. Gene Ontology annotation, molecular function: protein binding. Bases 65 to 1114 code for a protein of 349 amino acids.